AUGGAUUUCGCGCACCUCCUGCCGCCGACGUGGAAGAAGCACGUGGCCCUCUGGCUCGAAGACGACAUUCCGUCGUACGACGUGGGCGGCUUCGUCGUCGGCGAGGCCGAGCACGUCGCCUUCCUCCUCGGCAAGUCCGAUGGCAUCGUCGCGGGCGUUCCGUUCUUCACUGCUGUGUUUGAGGCCGUCGACUGCAAGGUCGAGUGGACCAUGCCCGAAGGCUCUGUCAUCACGCCGUCGGCUGUCCCGUCGGGCAAGAUUGUCGUCGCCAAGGUGACUGGCGCGGUCCGCAACAUCCUCCUCGGCGAGCGCACGGCGCUCAACAUCAUCACGCGCGCCAGUGGUAUCGCCACGCAGGCCCACGCGGCGGUGAAGGCUGCGCGCGACCUCGGCUGGCAAGGCCAUGUCGCCGGCACGCGCAAGACAACGCCCGGCUUCCGCAUCGUCGAAAAGUACGCGCUCCUCGUCGCGGGGGCGAGCACGCAUCGGCACGAUCUGAGCCAAAUGGUCAUGCUCAAGGACAACCACGUGUGGGCCUCGGGCUCCAUCACCAAGGCGGUCACCAAGGCCAAGGCGGCGGCCGGCUUCUCGAUGAAGAUCGAAGUCGAGUGCCGCAAGAUCGAAGAGGCGAUCGAGGCGGCGACGGCCGGCGCGGACAUUGUGAUGCUCGACAACUUUGAGCCGCCGCAGCUCAAGGAGGUGGCCGCCAAGCUCAAGCAGCAAUUCCCGCACCUUCUCAUCGAGGCGAGCGGCGGCAUCACGAGCGCAACGAUGCCCCAGUACCUCUCGCCGCACGUCGACAUUGUCAGCCAGGGCAAGUUGACCCAAGGGUACGGCUUUCUGGACUUUUCGCUCAAGAUCCAAAAGAGCGAGGGCGUCUUGCAGCAAUAA
Molecule: messenger RNA, 891 nt
Organism: Saprolegnia parasitica CBS 223.65
Lineage: Eukaryota; Oomycota; Saprolegniomycetes; Saprolegniales; Saprolegniaceae
Product: nicotinate-nucleotide diphosphorylase
Exons: 5
Coding region: 1-891 (296 amino acids)
Biological process (GO): NAD+ biosynthetic process; quinolinate catabolic process
Cellular component (GO): cytoplasm
Molecular function (GO): nicotinate-nucleotide diphosphorylase (carboxylating) activity
Source: RefSeq, a predicted model, not a curated record